CUGUCUAUUGUCAGCUCUUUUUGUAGUAAACCACUAAAAUGAUAAGCGUGAGUGAGAUUUGGGUACCAAUGUUAUGGAUGGUUGGUUUCAAUACAUUUGCCUCGAUAAUACUAGUUUCAGUGCUAAUGAAAUACCCGAAACAUGCAAUGAUUGGUCUGAACAGACUUCUAUGUUUGAUGCUUGGCUUUUCAAGAAAGACUUUAUCUUUGGAUUCUUCAUUUACCUUCUCCUACAUUGAACGAGGUGCACCUCAUCCAAAAACACCCACAAUCCUUUUCGUGCAUGGCUUUAGUUCUUCCAAAGAGUGUUUCUUGCAGACAAUAAAAUAUUUACCAAGGACGUACCAUAUUAUUGCAUUUGAUUUACCUGGCCAUGGUGAAACGACGUUAAAGGAAAAUGAUGAUUGCGAUGUUUGGUAUUUUGUGAGAUACAUGAAAAAGUUCGUAGAUGCAUUGGGUAUAUCGAAAAGCAAAUUUCAUAUAGUCGGUACAUCCCUUGGUGGUCAUUUUUCUGGAGUGUAUGCUUCACAGUAUCCGGAAGAUUUAAUUUCACUGUCGUUUUACUGUCCUUCUGGUGUUUCAUUUGAAAAAGAGACGCAAAUGAAGGACGAGGCUGAACGCACUGGUAGUUUCAUUCUGUUACCGCAAAAUAUGGAAGAAAUUCAUCAAAUGUUUGAUUUUAUCACGUAUCAGAAAGUUAAUAUACCGAACAUAUAUAUGUCAGGUCUUCUACAGAUGAGGCUCGAACAAAACCACUUUCUCAGAAGACUUUUAGAAACAAUGAUAAAACCAGGAAACUUCCAUUUGUUAGAAGAGAAUUUAGAGAAAAUACAGACACCCUUGCUUUUAGUUUGGGGCAAGGAAGACAAGUGUCUUCAUGUGGAGUGUGUGGAUACGAUAAAAAAGAAACUACCUGUUUCACCCAAAACUGUUAUUAUACUUGACGAAGUUGGACAUUCGAUACAAUUAGAAAGACCGAAAAAAGCUGCAGAAAUUCUGGUGAAAUUUUUAGAUAGUUUUUACUAACUGAUAUACUUAGUUUUAGACAAUUUUAUUAUAUUUUAAUUUGCAAAUAAUUUUUUAAAAAACUUUUUACUGGGAGAGAGAGAGAAAAAGAAAGGGAUAAUUCUUACUAAUUAUGUGAUAUGUUUGUGUUCUGUCGCAUGGUGUACUUUGUUUAUAGUCACUGUUAGAAAAUUUCGCAAUAAAAAAAAAUUAAUUUAAAGCAAUCAUUCUUUUUUGAAAUUUAAUUCGCAGAAUUUGAUUCGUGAUUUUACGAAAAAACGUAAAGCAC
Molecule: messenger RNA, 1293 nt
Organism: Hydractinia symbiolongicarpus
Lineage: Eukaryota; Metazoa; Cnidaria; Hydrozoa; Anthoathecata; Hydractiniidae
Product: monoacylglycerol lipase ABHD6-like
Exons: 5
Coding region: 39-1025 (328 amino acids)
Source: RefSeq, a predicted model, not a curated record